Molecule: messenger RNA, 732 nt
Organism: Aspergillus nidulans FGSC A4
Lineage: Eukaryota; Fungi; Ascomycota; Eurotiomycetes; Eurotiales; Aspergillaceae
Product: oxidoreductase, short chain dehydrogenase/reductase family
Exons: 4
Coding region: 1-732 (243 amino acids)
Source: RefSeq, a predicted model, not a curated record
AUGGCCACAAGACCUUUUGCCGUCAUCGCUGGCGUUGGCCCAGGGACAGGCGCAAGCAUUGCCCGCAAGUUUGCCCAAGCAUACUCUGUCGUUGUGCUGGCCCGCAACCCAUCCAACUACCACGGGGUCGUGGACGAGAUCAACUCCUCCGGAGGCCAAGCACUGGGCAUCAGCGCCGACGUAUCGGACAGUGCCAGCGUGCAGAGCGCAUUCGAGAAGAUCUCACAGCAGUAUAAGGACACGCCUCUGGCAGCAGCAGUGUUCAACUCUGGCGGGGGAUUUGUUCGGAAGCCGUUCUUGGAGUUGACGGAGGAGGAGUUUGCGGGUGGGUUCAAAAGUCAAGGAAUUGGCGCAUUCAACUUCGCGAAAGCGACCCUUCCCCUCCUCCAGAAGGCUACAGGUCUCCAGCACCCGCCAACUUUAAUCUUUACCGGCGCAACCGCUUCCGUAAAAGGAUCGGCAAACUUCUCGGCCUUUGCAACAGGUAAAUUUGCCCUGCGUGCGCUGGCGCAGUCUUUGGCCCGGGAAUUCGGGCCCAAGGGAGUGCACGUUUCACAUGUCAUCAUCGACGGGGUGAUUGAUAUUCCCCGCACAAAGGGCUGGGCAAAUGAACAUGAAGAUGGAAAACUCGAUCCUGGGGCUAUUGCGGACGCGUACUGGCAUUUGCACACGCAACCGCGCACAACGUUCGGUUUUGAGCUGGAUUUGAGGCCUUACGUUGAGAAGUGGUAG